Cooperia oncophora is the source of this 324-nucleotide messenger RNA. Lineage: Eukaryota; Metazoa; Nematoda; Chromadorea; Rhabditida; Trichostrongylidae. The record is from the annotation of a GenBank genome assembly.
AUGGAAAGCAAGCUGAUGCCACGCCAAAUACAACCACCUGCCGAUAACUUGAGUCCACGUGGGACAAAGUUGACGACUGGAGGCCGACAUUACUGGGAAUCCGACCAUGCGUGGAUAGGUCUGAAACGGAAGGUUCUCCUGUUCAAUAAGCUGAACUCACGCUCGAGGCAUGUAGAUGACAUGGAUAAGUGGGUCUGGACCGACGGCACUCCUGUGAUCUACACUAACUGGGAUAAGAAGCAACCCGACAAUUGGCACGGCGAGGAAGCAUGCACACAUAUGUUCAAUCACGAUACGGAUCCCGCUGCGAAAACGUUGGAAUGA